AUGGCCAAUCUCGCGGGUGAAGGGAUUCCUGACAGAGACAUAGGAGGAGUGAAGCACCACGACCAGCUGCCCGCCAUGACAACAGCGGCAGCAUCAACGUCAACACCAACCCCAAGAGGCGGCGAUGCGUCGAGAUCGACGACACGGCGGAACGAGGCCUGGUGGAGCAUCCAUCCCUUCCGUGGCAUGGUCAACGAUAUCCGUCGCAGAGCGCCUUACUACGUGAGCGACUGGCUCGACGCGUGGGAUUAUCGAGUGGUGCCCGCCACAGUGUUCAUGUAUUUUGCAAACAUUCUACCCGCGCUUGCUUUCUCGCUAGACAUGUUUCAGAAUACGGGAUCCAACUACGGCGUCAAUGAAGUUCUGCUGGCUUCUGUGCUGGGCUCCGUUGUCUUUUCCAUCUUUUCUGCCCAACCACUUGUUAUUGUUGGAGUAACUGGCCCCAUUACGGUGUUUAAUAGUACGGUAUAUAAUAUCAUGAAACCAACUGGUGUCAAUUAUCUCGGAUUCAUGGCUUGGAUAGGAAUAUGGUCUCUAAUUUUACACUGGAUCCUUGCUAUCACCAAUUCUUGCAACUGGCUUCGCUGGGUCACACGAUUCCCCUGCGACAUCUUUGGCUUCUACGUAGCCUUCAUCUAUCUCCAAAAGGGCAUUCAAACUCUGGAGCGUCUUGGUAGCGACAGCGCCUUCUAUCUCUCCAUUGUCGCAGCGUUGCUGCUAUUUAUGGUGGCUUAUAUUUGCAGUGAACUUGGAUCCAGCAGUCUCUUCAGACACCCAGUUCGUGUCUUUUUGAAAGACUAUGGAACACCACUGACUCUCGUUUUCUUUACCGGCUUUGUACACAUUGGCCGUAUGUCCGAGGUGCACUUGGCGGUGCUCCCAACCAGCAAGGCGUUUGAGCCUACAGCGGAUCGGGGCUGGGCUGUUAAUUUCUGGGACUUGAGCGUUGGACAAAUAUUCACUGCGCUACCAUUUGCCAUCCUUCUGACUAUUUUGUUCUGGUUUGACCAUAAUGUGUCGUCCCUCAUCGCACAGGGAAGCGAGUUCCCCCUGAGAAAGCCGGCUGGAUUCCAUUGGGACUUCUUCCUUCUCGGCAUCACCACUGGAGUGGCCGGCAUCCUCGGAUUGCCCUUCCCCAAUGGGCUUAUUCCCCAAGCCCCUUUUCACACAGAAUCCCUUUGCGUCACCAAAGCUGUCAAGCAGCUCGAUGAGAAGGGUGAAGAUAAAGGUGCGUAUACCUUUGAGACGACUCACGUUGUCGAACAGCGGGUAUCAAACCUGGCUCAGGGGCUUCUCACCCUUGGCACCAUGACCGGCCCUCUUCUCGUGGUUCUUCAUCUCGUUCCUCACGGAGUCUUGGCGGGACUCUUUUUCAUCAUGGGCGUCCAAGCCCUUCAGGCAAACGGUAUCACAGCCAAGUUACUCUUCCUGGCCCGCGACAAGAACCUGACGCCGGCAAAUUCCCCUCUCAAGCUCAUCAAACGCCGCAUCGCCAUAUGGAUUUUCGUCAUCAUCGAGCUGGUCGGCUUCGGCGCCACUUUCGCCAUCACACAGACCAUCGCCGCCGUCGGCUUCCCCAUCAUAAUCUUGCUCCUCAUUCCCGUGCGCGCUCUCCUCCUGCCUAGGAUCUUCCACCCAGACGAGCUGAUGGCCCUCGACGAGCCGACUGCCUCAGACUUUACCAUGGAAGGCAUCGGGGGCGCUUGGGGCGGUGGUCGAAAUGAAAUCCAGAGCAGCGACGAGAACACUCCCAUACAGAGCAGGUCCUCGUCCUCCUCGGGGCGAGACAAAAGCCAGGAGGACCUGGCGGAGCUCGGCCAAGUCCAGAACACGCAGAAUACGAUGACUAGGAGGAGAAGCAUCGAUAAGAGGGCCGGCCGAUUACGUAGAGGGAGCAUAGUGCCAGACACGGCGUAA
This is a messenger RNA of Trichoderma gamsii, 1917 nucleotides long. RefSeq lists its product as hypothetical. The transcript is spliced from 6 exons. Gene Ontology annotation, cellular component: plasma membrane; fungal-type vacuole. NCBI's taxonomy places the organism in Eukaryota, Fungi, Ascomycota, Sordariomycetes, Hypocreales, Hypocreaceae. Gene Ontology annotation, biological process: transmembrane transport; monoatomic anion transport; monoatomic ion homeostasis. The record is from RefSeq and is a predicted model, not a curated record. Bases 1 to 1917 code for a protein of 638 amino acids. Gene Ontology annotation, molecular function: solute:inorganic anion antiporter activity; borate efflux transmembrane transporter activity.